Molecule: messenger RNA, 3260 nt
Organism: Odocoileus virginianus texanus
Lineage: Eukaryota; Metazoa; Chordata; Mammalia; Artiodactyla; Cervidae
Source: RefSeq, a predicted model, not a curated record
AUAAAUAGUGAGGUGGGGACAGUGGGCUCCUGGAGUCAGGAUAUGUAUGAUCCGUGUGGAUGCAGUGGGGAGUCAGAAGCCCAUCCUGAGGUCUAACCCCAUCUCUCCUCCUCCAGUCCCUCCCUCAUCCUGCAGCAUGGCCCCACUGUUCCUGCCCCUCCUGGCAACCCUGGUUCUGGCCUGGAUCCCUGCGGCCUUGGCUGAUGCUCUGGAAGGAGACAGCUCAGAGGACAGGGCCUUCCGCGUGCGCAUCGCGGGCGACGCGCCGCUGCAGGGCGUGCUGGGCGGCGCCCUCACCAUCCCAUGCCACGUUCACUACCUGCGGCCGUCGCCGAGCCGCCGGGCCGCGCAGGGCUCCCCGCGGGUUAAGUGGACCUUCCUGUCCGGCGGCCGGGAGGCCGAGGUGCUAGUGGCGCGGGGCCUACGCGUCAAGGUGAGCGAGGCCUACCGGUUCCGCGUGGCACUGCCUGCCUACCCGGCGUCACUCACCGAUGUCUCCCUGGUGCUGAGCGAGCUGCGGCCCAACGACUCAGGCAUUUACCGCUGCGAGGUCCAGCACGGCAUCGACGACAGCAGCGACGCUGUGGAGGUCAAGGUCAAAGGCGUCGUCUUUCUCUACCGGGAGGGCUCCGCCCGCUACGCUUUCUCCUUCGCUGGGGCCCAGGAGGCCUGUGCCCGCAUCGGAGCCCGAAUCGCCACUCCGGAGCAGCUCUAUGCCGCCUACCUCGGGGGCUAUGAACAGUGUGACGCUGGCUGGCUGUCCGACCAGACCGUGAGGUGUGCGGGGGCUGUCGACCAGGAACUUCUAGUUGUUUCUGAGGCGGCUGUGGCUUCUGAUGACCUCUAUGAUGUUUACUGUUAUGCUGAAGAACUAAAUGGAGAGCUGUUCCUGGGCGCCCCCCCAGACAAGCUGACCCUGGAGGAGGCGCGGACAUACUGCCAGGAGCGGGGUGCUAAGAUUGCAACCACCGGCCAGCUGUAUGCAGCCUGGGAUGGUGGCCUGGACCGCUGCAGCCCUGGCUGGCUGGCUGAUGGCAGUGUGCGCUACCCCAUCGUCACCCCCAGCCAGCGCUGUGGUGGGGGCCUCCCUGGUGUCAAGACUCUCUUCCUCUUCCCCAACCAGACCGGCUUCCCCAACAAGCACAGCCGAUUCAACGUCUACUGCUUCCGAGACCCUGCCCAGCCUUCUGCCAUCCCUGAGGCCACCAACCCAGCCUCUGACCUGGCCUCUGACGCCCUGGAAGCCAUUGUCACAGUGACGGAGACCCUGGAGGAAUUGAAGCUGCCCCAGGAAGCUGUGGAAAGCGAGUCCCGAGGAGCCAUCUACUCCAUGCCCAUUAUAGAGGACGGAGGUGAUGGAAGCUUCACUCCAGAAGACCCAGCCGAGGCCCCUAGAACCCUCCUGGAAUUCGAAACCCAAUCCAUUGUGCCUCCGCUGGGGUCCUCAGAAGAGGAAGGCAAGGUGUUGGAGCAAGAAGAGAAAUACAGGGGUGAAGAAGAGAAAGAAGAGGAAGAGGACGAGGUGGAGGAUGAGGCCCUGUGGGCCUGGCCCAGUGAGCUCAGCAGCCUGGACCCAGAGGCCCCUCUCCCCACUGAGCCGGCUCCAGAGGAGUCACUCACCCAGGCAUCCCCUCCAGUGAGGGCUGCCCUGCAGCCUGGUGCAUCAACACCCCCGUAUGACGAGCCAGAGGCUCCCAGGCCUCCAAGGGUCCUUGGACCACCCACCAAGACCCUGCCCACUCCUAGGGAGGGGAACCUGGCAUCCCCCCCACCUUCCACUCCAGUCGGGGCAAGAGAGAUAGAGGAGGAGACUGGGGGUCCUGAGCUCUCUGGGGCCCCUCGAGGAGAGAGUGAGGAGACAGGAAGCUCCGAGGAUGCCCCUUCCCUGCUUCCAGCGACACGGGCCCCUGGGGAUACCAGGGACCUGGAGACCCCCUCUGAAGAGAAUUCCAGAAGAACUGUCCCAGCAGGGACUUCAGUGCGUGCCCAGCCGGUGCUGCCCACUGACAGCGCCAGCCGUGGUGGAGUGGCCGUGGCCCCCUCAUCAGGUGACUGUGUCCCCAGCCCCUGCCACAAUGGCGGGACGUGCUUGGAGGAGGAGGAGGGGGUCCGCUGCCUGUGUUUGCCUGGCUAUGGGGGGGACCUGUGCGAUGUUGGCCUCCACUUCUGCAGCCCGGGUUGGGACGCCUUCCAGGGCGCCUGCUACAAGCACUUUUCUACCCGAAGGAGCUGGGAGGAGGCAGAGAACAAGUGCCGGAUGUACGGCGCGCACCUCGCCAGCAUCAGCACGCCGGAGGAACAGGACUUCAUCAACAAUCGAUACCGGGAGUACCAGUGGAUCGGGCUCAAUGACAGGACCAUCGAAGGGGAUUUCCUGUGGUCAGAUGGCGUCCCCCUGCUCUAUGAGAACUGGAACCCUGGGCAGCCAGACAGCUACUUCCUGUCCGGAGAGAACUGCGUGGUUAUGGUGUGGCACGAUCAGGGACAAUGGAGUGAUGUUCCCUGCAACUACCACCUGUCCUACACCUGCAAGAUGGGGCUGGUGUCCUGCGGGCCCCCACCAGAGCUGCCCCUGGCUGAAGUAUUUGGCCGCCCACGGCUGCGCUAUGAAGUCGACACAGUGCUUCGUUACCGCUGCCGGGAGGGGCUGACCCAGCGCAACCUACCACUGAUCCGCUGCCAGGAGGAUGGUCGCUGGGCACCCCCCCAGAUCUCCUGUGUGCCCCGCAGGCCUGCUCGAGCUCUGCGCCCAAUAGAGGCCCCAGGAGGACGUCAGAGGAGGCUCGUGGGGCACUGGAAGGCACGGCUGAACCCCUCUCCCGAUCCUGCUCCAGGUCCCUAAGGAGCAAGGCCCCGGCGGCACUGCCCUCUGCCACCAGCCCACCAAGACCCGUGCUCUUCCCCUGGGGGGUGACAGCCGAGAGGGGCGGAGCUGCACUCCAAGCGGCAGUGCCUGCAGGGGCUUCUGGGAAAUACUGGGUUGGCCAACAAUUCGUUUGGCUUUUUCGGUGACAUCAAUAUUGGGGCAUCUCCAGUCCUGCCUUAGGCCUGCUCACUCCUAUUCUGGGCCUCAGGUUUUUCCCUCAGGGCCUUGAGUGGGCCUCUAAGUGCCUCAGCUGCCCGCUCCUUGCCAGCCAUCCUGUCCCGUCCAUUCCCCUGGAGGCCCCAGUGCCCACUCAUUCUCAGUUUCCCAAGAGAAUGGGUUUGCAGGAUGGGGUACCUGUAAAACAAACAGAAAAUAAAGCUGCAUUUGAGCCCAA